GAGGAGGAUAUCUGACAAAUUCCAUUAUCCAAUCUGCCUCGCAACUUCUUAUCCCCACAAUCUUUACAUGUUACAGUCACAAUUUUGCCCUGGUGGUGGUGGGGAAUGAAGAUCAGUCAGUGUGGGUCCGUUUGUCGUGGGGUGUGUGCGUGUGUGAAUGUUGUUAUGUGUGUCAAAAAGACAGGAUAUUAAAAGGUCCAAUUUAGCGGCAACUUUGCUAAAUUCACUCAAUUAAGAAGAUUGUUGUUGGAUUGAAGUUGUGCUCCGGUCGUGUCUUUGACUUGAUCUCGAGCUGUUCAUCCAUGAAAUGAUGAGUUGACUCAGUAAGCCAAACUGUCGCUCCUCUGGUUAUUUUCUGCCAAUUUCUGAGUGUCAGGUUCACGUGCUCCUGAGUUGUUUUCAAGUUGCUGUCAAGUGUUCAAGUUAAUAAGUCAGUGACCAUGGGUUUGCUCAAGUUUGUUCUUGUGGGUGUCGCCAUGUUGGUGGUCGUGGCGCAGGGGCAGGAUCAGAGUGGGGACAAUCGUCACUUUCUCCACACGCCGUAUGGGACGGUGGUGGGGACAAAGGUACCAUUGCACAUCCACGACAGAAGACCACCCUCCACUUUCUACUCCUUCAAGGGGAUCCAGUAUGCAACUGCUGAGCGGUGGCAGGAACCCACUCUGAAGGAGUUAGAAGGACCGGAAAUUCAGGCAAUCACGUCAGGAUCUCUGUGUGCACAAUGGUCACCUUCCGGUCACACGACGGUAGGGUCUGAGGCGUGCCUCUACCUCAACGUCUACACACCAACCGUCCCAUUUGUUGGCCGUGCGGGAGGUCAAGGAGUGGGAACAAGUCAUUCUGCUAGUCAAUUGCCCGUCAUGGUAUUCUUCCACCCCGGCGGUUACAUGUAUGGUUCUGGAGACAUGGCUGGCCCCCUCAGACUCAUGCGAUCAAGAAAAGUCGUCCUCGUCACGGUAAACUACAGAUUAGGCGUCUUUGGCUAUCUCAGCACGGGCGACUCUGAAAUUCCUGGAAAUUUCGGAGGCCUUGACCAAAUAGCGUCGCUCCAGUGGGUUAAAAAGUACAUUGGAUUGUUUGGAGGAAAUGCCGACCGAGUGACCAUUUUCGGUAACUCAGCAGGAGCGGCUUCCGUGCAUUUGCUAAUGUUAUCCCCACCAGCAUUCGGACUUUUCCACGGUGCUAUCAUACAAUCGGGGAACGGGCUGUGCGACUGGGCCGUGGAGUCCAAUCCUGCCGAAUAUGCGGAAGCCCUUGGGACUAAGUUGGAAUGCACCGGAAGCUCCAACGAUUUGGCAAAGUGUCUCAAAGACAAAUCUGUGCAAGAGUUGAUUCAGACGCAGCAAGAGAUGCUCAAACUCUGGGCCUUCCCCAUUCGAACGGCGCCCGUUGUCGAUGGCGUGUGGCGUGGGGACGAUGGCUUCCUUCCCGGAAAGCCCGAAGACCUCAUGACUGCCGGCGCCUUUGCUCAAGUUCCCAUCCUCACUGGUGUCGUACAGAAUGAGGGGCUCAUGGGUUACACAGAGAUUCACUUGUCCGUUGGGAAUGAGCAGUUUACUAGCGCCGAGUACUUUGAGAAUGAGCUCGUCCCCACCAUCCUGACUGUCAUGAUGGAUAACAACGAGGAGACGGAGGUCGUGACGAAGGCCGUACGCGGCCAGUAUUUUCAGGACAUCAACGUUGAGAACGAGACGAAGCUGGCCAUUUCUGCCUUGGCUGAUCUUAUCGGGGAUUUGACCGUUUACAGCUGUCAUCGAAACUUUUUGGAAAAGCUGGUGGCCUCCAACACGACGGCCUACUCGUACCUUUUCACCCACAAAACGCCAAAGUCUCCCAGCGUGGUAUCCAAGUCAAUCGACAUGUUGCGCAGAACUGCCGGAGUUCACCCGCCACUCUUUGACUAUGGAGUUUCACACAGUGACGAGCUGCUCUAUCUCUUUGAGCCAUUUGAAAAUACGCUGCAUAAAAUGGACGCGGAGGAUCUCAGAGUCGCUGAGAAAAUGGUCAACGUCUGGACAUCGUUUGCGAGUUCGUGGAACCCGUCCAAUGGUCUUGGUCAGUCCAACAGAGCAGCCCCAUGGCGGCCCAUUCGUGAAGGCACCAUCGACUUUUACACCAUCCCCGAGAAUAGGACGCAAGGGUUUCGCGAAGGGGAGUCCAUCUUCUGGUUGAGAACGGUGCCCUACAUGCAAGAGUUGGGGGCGAACAUUUCUGAAUUGGAAUUGUUCAAAACCCUCUUCUGGAUAUUUUUGGGUCUUUUCGCUCUCUUCCUCCUCAUCACCCUCAUCCUGGCCAUCGUUUUGUGGAGAAAAAGGUCCAGUCAAGCAGUAAAUCUAUGAUCCCGUAGAAAAUAACGAAAUAAAUAAACGCAAAUCUGCUCUGCUCGACUAAUCAGAUUCAUGCGUAAAUUCGCAUGGGCUUCAUGUUUGUGGUGGUGGAAUAAAAGACAUUCAGUUGUCACAAAAAAUCAAUGAGCUCAAUCCCAAUUCCCACAAUUAAGUGCAUACGUGGGAUGUUGUUUGCAUAAGCUUGGGUGCCUGAUAUUCGAUCACUUUGUAUAAUCUUGCAAGUACUCCACAGUCUCCAUUGCAUAAAUGCUAAAUACGUACGUAGAAGUUAUGCAACGUGAUAUGAAAAACAUUUUACAUAAUUGUCAGUUAUGUAAAAAGCCAAAUCAUAAUUAUUCUGUAAAACAGCAUGCAAAUAAAUGGGGCAUGAUCUCCGAUAAAAUUCCGAAAGCACCAUUCAAUCCAUUUUUCCAAGGUUUUUGUGAACUUGAGAAAACUUUAUCUAAUUUGCUCCGUAUUUCCCUCUUAAAAUGGAUAAACUUAUUCCUUGUAAUAAAAAUCAUGCUAAACUGGCUUCUUCAA
This is a messenger RNA of Folsomia candida, 2870 nucleotides long. Its product is annotated as esterase FE4. The record is from RefSeq and is a predicted model, not a curated record. Lineage: Eukaryota; Metazoa; Arthropoda; Collembola; Entomobryomorpha; Isotomidae. The transcript is spliced from 9 exons. The coding region runs from base 441 to 2339 and encodes 632 amino acids.